GGGGUAAAUCCGGAUUUUCCUGUUCCAGCCUCGUGCCGGGAUGGGGCUGCACGGAGCCUACGCGCAGCUGGACCCCCUGGAGCCCCGAGCGACGCCGACCCCCAAGCGCCCCCACGGCGCCGCGCUCCUCGCCGUGCUCUCCACGCUCUUCCUCCUCACCCUCCUCCUCCUCCUCCACCUGCGCCCCCGCGGCGCCGCCGACGUCCCCUGCGGGGACACCUGCAGGAUCGUGCUGGUGGAGAGCAUCCCCGAGGGCAUGGCGGCGGCCGCGGCCGGCACGGCCACGUCCGAGGCGUGGCUGGGGCUGCUGGCCGGGGCGCGGCGCAGCGUGGACAUCGCCUCCUUCUACUGGACCCUGACCAACGCCGACACGGGCACGCGCGAGCCCAGCGCCGCGCAGGUGGGACACUGGGAUUGGUGCCAGACCCAACGUGAAUGGUGUCAAACCCAAUUGGAUGACACCAAACCCAAUGAGCUUGACCCAAACCCAAUGAGCUUGACCCAAACCCAAUUGGACGGUGCCAAACCCACCGGCUGGCACUCAGCCCAAGGCCGUGGGCACCACCCAACCCCGGCACCGGGGCUGCCCCACGCCCUGCCCAUCGGGGCUGCCCCACGCCCUGCCCGUGCCACGAGCCGCCGGCGCCGCUCGCCGCAGGUGAAGGAGCUCGGAGCCGCCAUCUACAACUGCAGCUGCCUGGCCCAAGACCUGGGCAAGAUCUUCGAGGCCUACUGGGCCCUGGGCGUCCCCGGCGCGUCCAUCCCGGCGCCGUGGCCGGAGAGUUUCUCCACCUCCAUCAACCUGCAGACGCCGCUGGAGGUGACGCUCAACGACACCGCCGCCGCCGUCUUCUUCUCGAGCUCCCCGGCGCCGCUGUGCGCCGCGGGCCGCACGCCGGACCUGGAGGCGCUGCUGGCCGUCAUCGACGGCGCCGAGGCCUUCGUGGACGUGGCGGUGAUGAGCUACGUGCCGGGCACCGAGUUCUCGCGCCCGCGGCGCUUCUGGCCGGCCAUCGACGAGCGGCUGCGGCGCGCCGCGGUGGAGCGCGGCCUGCGGCUGCGGCUGCUGGCCGGCUGCUGGCCCCACAGCCACCCGGCCAUGUUCCCCUUCCUGCGCUCGCUGGCCGCGCUCGCCGACAACCGCACCGGCUACCGCGUGCAGGUGCGGCUGUUCCUGGUGCCGGCCAGCGCGGCGCAGAGCCGCAUCCCCUUCGCCCGCGUCAGCCACCUUCCCUGGAUCCCCAAAACCCUUUCCUGA
Messenger RNA from Passer montanus (Eurasian tree sparrow), 1258 nucleotides. Its product is annotated as 5'-3' exonuclease PLD3-like. The transcript has 7 exons. Bases 41 to 1258 code for a protein of 405 amino acids. NCBI's taxonomy places the organism in Eukaryota, Metazoa, Chordata, Aves, Passeriformes, Passeridae. The record is from RefSeq and is a predicted model, not a curated record.